UAGUUUAGUACGCAACGAGCGACCGACGCGAACGGACGUCGCGACGCUCCUCAACGUGCCGGCAUUAUUAUAAAGCACUUUUUAAAAACAUUCACGCGUCCUACGGAACCGUCCUCAGUUUUCUAUCGUAAUAAUCAGUUGGGCAGUAUUAUAUGAAACGUAGUAUUUUUUCUAUACGUUUAUUGUGUGCAAGCAUUGUAGUGUCAUAAUGGUUUCUUCGUGUUAGUGCAGUGGAAUGGAUUGCAUUUGUUAGUUCAACGACUACAACUGUUGUAUAAUGUCGAAGACUCUCAACGCCUACAGAAUAAAGAAGAUCGAAUCCCUAGGCAGGAUGACGGCGAUGACGCAGGAGGAAAUGGUGGCUGGUGCACGCACAGUCGCCGCAGGCCUAGAGGCUCUCAGGGCCGAGCAUGCUCAGCUCCUGGCGGGACUGGCUGCCAACACAGAACAUGAACACGAGAAGGCAGCCCUCGUUAGGAAGAGCAUUGAUGCUAUUGAGCUUGGAUUGGGCGAAGCACAGGUGAUGAUGGCCCUAGCCUCCCACUUACAAUCAGUGGAGGCCGAGAAACAGAAGCUCCGCACCCAGGUCCGCCGGCUGUGCCAGGAGAACGCCUGGCUUCGGGACGAACUGGCAGCAGCCCAGCAACACCUGCAGGCUUCGGAACAGCGCGUAGCUCAGUUGGAAGAGGAGAACAAGCAUUUGGACUUCAUGGCUUCUAUACGCAAAUACGACAGUGAUAUCACAGAAGAGUCGGAUAACAACCGCAGCGGACAGAGCGAGAAGAAGCGUGAUGAUCCCAUGGUCGACCUGUUCCCGGAUGAUGAUCAUGAUGAUAACAGGAAUAAUAAAUCCAUGUCCCCAACCCCGCCGCUGCACUUCGCGCAGCAAGUGAACGCGGGCUACGAGAUCCCGGCGCGGCUGCGCACGCUGCACAACCUCGUCAUCCAGUACGCGUCGCAGGGCCGCUACGAGGUCGCCGUGCCGCUCUGCAAGCAGGCCCUCGAGGAUCUAGAGAAGACCUCGGGACAUGAUCACCCGGAUGUCGCUACUAUGCUCAAUAUACUCGCUUUGGUGUACAGAGACCAGAACAAAUACAAAGAGGCAGCGAACCUGCUGAACGACGCGCUGUCCAUCCGCGAGAAGACGCUCGGCGAGAACCAUCCCGCCGUCGCCGCCACGCUCAACAACCUCGCCGUGCUCUACGGGAAACGAGGCAAGUACCGUGAAGCCGAGCCUCUGUGCAAGCGGGCGCUGUGCAUCCGCGAGGCCGUGCUGGGCCGCGACCACCCCGACGUCGCCAAGCAGCUCAACAACCUCGCGCUGCUGUGCCAGAACCAGAACAAAUACGAAGAAGUAGAGCAGUACUACCAGCGGGCGCUGGAGAUCUACGAGAGCAAGCUGGGGCCCGACGACCCCAACGUCGCCAAGACCAAGAACAACCUCGCCUCUUGCUAUCUCAAACAGGGCAAGUACAAGGAAGCAGAGACAUUAUACAAACAAGUGCUGACGCGAGCACACGAGAGGGAAUUCGGAACUAUCGACGGUGACAACAAGCCCAUCUGGCAGGUAGCCGAGGAGCGCGAGGAGAACAAACACUUGCAGAAGGAGAAUGCUCCUUACGGCGAGUACGGCGGAUGGCAUAAGGCUGCCAAGGUGGACUCCCCAACAGUGACGACGACGCUGAAGAACCUGGGCGCGCUGUACCGGCGCCAGGGCAAGUACGAGGCCGCGGAGACGCUCGAGGACUGCGCACUACGCAGUCGGAAGGAGGCAUUGGACAUCGUGAAGCAGUCUCGCGGGCGCGGCGGGCGCCACGCGGCGCGCGACGACUCGCAGGAGGCGCACGACGAGGGCGCGAACCAAGCGAGCGAACCGCGUAUGAAUCUAAAGUCAAAGCUGUUCAAUGCGCUAGGCAUCAACACUGGCAGCAAUCCUCCGCACCAAUAGCUACGUAGUGUACACUAGGGUUAAGAUACACGCUUCACGCACAUGGUCCUUGUGCCACGAACUAAGCAAUGGCUUCACUUGAUGUCAGAAGUAGAUUUGUACGCACUAACUUACCUUACUAGAUAGAAGGUCUAAUCAUUUUGUUGUUAUUAGAUGUUAAAGAGUUAUUCAAAAGUAUGUUUUAAGAAACCAGGCAAUUUUAAUUCUGAAUUUUAAAUUAAAUUUUUGCAAUAUAAAGAUGUUUAUUUGCAAAGCUUGAGGCAAAACCAUUGCUUAUUCGUAUCAAGACUAAUGUCCGCUCACUAUAUUUUGAGGAUCACGUGCGUUCCACACUUAAUUUGCCGCGCCGUUUUGAAUUUCUUGGGAAAAUAUUGCUACAAUUUUUGUAAGAGGCCCAAGCCUUGGUAAGUUUAAUUUUUAAUACAAGCAAUUAUACCAACGAAUUGAAAAUGGGCGUGUAGUAGCUUAGUAUUAUUUAUUAGCAUGCGAUAUAAUUAUAGUAAAAAUAAAAGUUUUUGAAAGAAAGAAAAAAAAUCUAUAAAAAAAUAUAAAUUACAAAUGAACGUGUGAUAGGAGCAUGCCAGUGAGCCGUCCCGCUGUAGUAUACAAUAUUUUGUUUAUAAAUAAAUACAAAGUAUCAAGACGGUUUUAUUAUGCUGUUUUAUAUGGUGACACUUAGUCAUUUGUUGGUAAAGUGCAUUUUAUAUGACCACGCCCAUGUUGCUUGGUAACUAUUGGGUAACUUCCAGAAUUUAAAUUGAAUGUAUUUGUGAGUACAUUUUUGGUGCAGAUUCUUAUCUCUUCGUGCUAUUAGAGAAUCAGUAGUCUAGGGUCUUUGUGGUUACUGAAGAACUGACGCUGAUCAUAUAAAAUGCAUACAAGUUUUGAGAAUUUAUAAGCUGAAUUUUGCAUUUAUAAUCAUUGAAAUUAUUUAUACAUAUUAUCAUUACAAUAAUUUUUAUUCUAUUAAUAAUUAAUUGCGCAUGUUUAAACAACGAUUUUAUUCGCUUACAAUAUCAAUUUUAAUUUACUGAUUGUAUUUUUUAUCGAUGUAUGUCGUGUUCUUUGUUAGGAAGAAUGCAUGGAUGUGAAUUUUUAUAAUUGUGAACGUUUAGCUCUACUCAACCUGGCAAGGUAACUUGUUGUUUUUGAACACAUUAUUAGUGUAGUUUAGAUAUAAUUUUAAAAGUUGUAACUCGUCAAAUAUUUGAAAGAAAUGAGUAUUCUAAUGCAAGUGAAUUGCAUUAGUUUUCUUAUAUAAUUCUGUACAAGAUGUACGGUUGAGUAUAGCUAGCUACAUUAUUUGUUUUAGCAACAGUCAUGUUUUAUCAUAAUCAUCAGUAAUUUUAUGCUUAACGUUCAUUCCAGUGUUAGCGUAUAUCGAUCUAAGCUUUAUGUGAGAGUAGGUGAUAAAUAUUAUUAUAGUAUUUUUAUAUACACUGAAUUUCUUUUUAAACUAUGGGGGUGCUUGAUAUGUGGAAUUUUCUAUGUACAUUAGAUUACAAUAUCGGCAUAACUUGACAGUUUUUUUUUAAAGAAUCUCCCUUUAACUAAACCGCCACGUCACAGCAAUGAGAAUUAUUUUUUUAUUAUCUCGAACGUCGAAUGGUAAUUAUAAAAAUUGUUAAUAAAUAUAAUUUAUGUAACAUUA
Helicoverpa zea (corn earworm) is the source of this 3599-nucleotide messenger RNA. It is a transcript of the gene Klc, whose product is annotated as kinesin light chain. Gene Ontology annotation, molecular function: kinesin binding. NCBI's taxonomy places the organism in Eukaryota, Metazoa, Arthropoda, Insecta, Lepidoptera, Noctuidae. The record is from RefSeq and is a predicted model, not a curated record. Gene Ontology annotation, cellular component: membrane-bounded organelle; kinesin complex; cytoplasm. The coding region runs from base 278 to 1948 and encodes 556 amino acids. The transcript is spliced from 14 exons. Gene Ontology annotation, biological process: microtubule-based movement.